Molecule: messenger RNA, 1002 nt
Organism: Aspergillus clavatus NRRL 1
Lineage: Eukaryota; Fungi; Ascomycota; Eurotiomycetes; Eurotiales; Aspergillaceae
Product: methylenetetrahydrofolate dehydrogenase (NAD(+))
Exons: 4
Coding region: 1-1002 (333 amino acids)
Biological process (GO): purine nucleobase biosynthetic process
Cellular component (GO): cytosol
Molecular function (GO): methylenetetrahydrofolate dehydrogenase (NAD+) activity; methylenetetrahydrofolate dehydrogenase (NADP+) activity
Source: RefSeq, a predicted model, not a curated record
AUGGCCUCUACUACGGAUUCGAUGCCAGCCUCUUGCAAGGUUGUGCUGUCCAAGAAUGUCGCGAAUGGCCUGGUCGCGGAGGUCCAGGAAGGAGUCAAGACUCUUGAGAAGCCUCCUCACCUUGUCGGAUUCCUGGCCAACAAUGAUCCUGCGGCUCUGAUGUACGCCCAGUGGACUGAGAAGACUUGUCAAGAAAAUGGUUUCCGUUACUCCCUCCGCGAAGUCUCUCGCGAUGACAUUGAGGAGGCUAUCCUCGCUGCCAAUGCCGACCCAGAGGUUGACGGUAUCAUCGUAUACUACCCCAUCUUCAACAACCGUCAAGACCAGUAUUUGCAGCAGAUCGUCGACGUAACCAAGGAUGUAGAAGGUCUUAGCCAUCGCUAUAUCUUCAACAUGUACCAGAACAUCCGUUUCCUCGACCCUGAGACCAAGCGCCAGAAGUCCAUCCUUCCUUGCACUCCCCUCGCCACCAUUAAGAUCCUUGAAUACCUCAACAUCUAUAACACCAUCCUCCCCUACGGAAACCGCCUCUUCGGACACACUAUCUGCGUGGUGAAUCGCUCGGAGGUUGUUGGUCGCCCUCUUGCGGCCCUGUUGGCGAACGACGGAGCUUGUGUCUACAGUGUGGAUGUUACCGGUGUCCAGAAGUUCACUCGGGAGGGUCUAAAGAAGGGCAGACACGAGGUUGUGGAUUUGGAAGGAAAGACCAUCAAGGAUGUAGCACCGCUCUGUGAUGUUGUCAUAACUGGUGUUCCCGGAAACUCGUACAAGUUUGACACCAGCCUUCUGAGAGAAGGUGCUGUCUGUGUCAACUUCUCCAGCGAGAAGAACUUUGGACCGGAAGUCAAAGAAAAGGCCUCCAUCUUCGUUCCUUCGAUCGGCAAGGUGACCAUCGUUGUCCUGCUCAGAAAUCUUCUGAGGCUGAUCCAAAACCGGAGAUUGGACGAUGUGAAGCCCGCUGCAGCCACGGAGCGCCCUGGAACGCUAGAAGCUUCUUCGUGA